Molecule: messenger RNA, 345 nt
Organism: Meloidogyne enterolobii
Lineage: Eukaryota; Metazoa; Nematoda; Chromadorea; Rhabditida; Meloidogynidae
Source: the annotation of a GenBank genome assembly
AUGUCCACUUUUUGUGAUUCUGGUCAAAAAUCUUUAUGGUUAAACAGCCCAGAAUUAUUUGAUGAUAUUUACAAUGUUUGUUUUGAAUUGUUGGUUAAUGAUUUAAAUAAUGUUGUUGUUAUUCCGAGAUCAUUAAAAUGUUCACUUUUAAACCUCUGUUUUCAACAAAGAAAAUGGUCACAAGCAAAUACCCCAAAAUAUUUAAAUGUUUCAACACAAACAGUUGGGAAUAAUGGAAGGUAGUUUUUUUGAGAGAGAAACAAAAGUUUUUAUUUAAUUUUAUUUUUGUAUUUAAUUUUUUAUUUUUUAACCCUUUUCUAGUAAUUUUGAUUUUUAAAAAUUUUU